Messenger RNA from Aureobasidium subglaciale EXF-2481, 2709 nucleotides. RefSeq lists its product as uncharacterized. Lineage: Eukaryota; Fungi; Ascomycota; Dothideomycetes; Dothideales; Saccotheciaceae. The transcript has 4 exons. The record is from RefSeq and is a predicted model, not a curated record. Gene Ontology annotation, molecular function: DNA-binding transcription factor activity. Bases 1 to 2709 code for a protein of 902 amino acids.
AUGAUGCAAGGCAUGUCCUUUCCUCCGCACCCAACGGGCAUGCAACCCGGCGUGCCCCAUGGUCAUCCAGGAAUGCCUCCGAAUGCUCAGCAUAUGGGCCAGCCCAUGCAGAUGCCUGGUGUCUCGGGCCCCGGUGCUCCUCACAUGGGCCAACCAACAAUGAUGGGUAUGCAGCCCGGCCAGCAGAAUAUGCCGCCAGGCAUGGGUCCUGGACCGGGUGGUGGCAUGAUGGCCCAGCAGUCCAUGGGCGGUCCCGGUGCAAACGCCAUGGCCAUGAGCCAUCUCAACCCUCAAACCCACAUGAUGCAGCAGCAGCAGCAGCAACACCAUCAGAUGCAGCAAGCUAGUAAGUUUUACCUCGAAAUGCCCAUCGCAAUGUCUUUGAUUCUGACCGACAUCACCACAGUGGCCAAUAAUCCUCAAUUGAUGAUGCAGCAGCAGCAGCAGCAGCAACACAUGGCUCGUCAGCGACAGAUGAUGCAGCAAGCCCAGGCGCAACAGCAACAACAACAGCAAGCCCAACAGCAGCAGGCGCAGCAGCAAAUGAACGGCAUGGGCAUGAACAUGGGCAUGGGUGGCCACCCAGGCAUGAGUCCUCAGCAAUUUGCCCAGAUGCAGGCCAAUCCCCAGUUCCAGAAUGCACAGAUGGCGAAUCUUCCGCCUCAGCACAUCAUGCAGAUCCAGCGAAUGCAGCAGAUGGCCGCCCAGCAAGCUGCCCAGCAACAGGCACACGCGCAACAGCAGCAGCAACAACAACAGCAACAGCAGCAGACGCCACAUGCCCAAAACCCCCAAGCUCCGGCAACACCCCAGAUGGGACAACAGGCAAUGGCCCAGCACAUGGCCAUGGCGCACGUGUCGUCCCAGAAUUCUCAUCAAAGCGCUCCCCCCAAUAGUCAGCCUCCACAGCAGCAGCCGCCUCCUGCCCAGAUGAGGAGCCAGUCGCAAAUGCCAACUGGGCCUGACGGUCAGGGUCAAGGUCAACAACACCCUCAGCCUCCACAGCCUCAGCAACCUCAGAUGUCUCAAGGACAAGCCCAGCAACAGCAACAGCAGCAGCAGCAGGCUCAGCAGCAGCAACAGCAGCCUCCACAACCUCCAAGUGCUCACCCUACGCCGCAGAUGCAGGCACAGCCGCUGCCCCAACAAGCUUCCUCCUCGCAGCCUCAGCAGCCGAACCAGCAAACUCCCCAGCAGCCGGGCUCUGCUCAAUCGCAAAACCAGCCGCAGAGUGCCCAACAGCAACAGGCACAGCAGGCCCAGCAGCAGCAAGCACAGCAAACUGCUCAACAGCAGCAACAACAGCGUCAGCAGAUGAUGAACAUGACCAACAUGAACAUGAUGCGUCAGCAACAGGCCAUGGCUCAGCAGCAGCAAGCUCAGCAACAGCAACAGGGCCGUCCAAGCAAUGGCCAAUACAUUCUCAAGCUGAUCCAAUUCUCAGACCAUCUGAGCACAUUCAAUGCAAGUUCGCGUGAUGCCAACACACCAGAGCAUUGGAGCCAAUUUGUCGAUUCCUUCUGGAUGCCCAACGGCAAACUGGUCCAACAUGUCCUCGACAACACAACAUCGUCGACCAAACAGUUUACCAUCACUGCUUCUUCGCUGCCACGGUACUACUGGACUUACUUUGACAGUGGUGUGCAAAACAUACAACUCCAGCUCGAGGGUGUGAGAGAAGUUCCCACACAGGGCAACGUGACGUGGGUACAGUGCAGUCGUGCUCGCUACAUCUUCUGGUUCGCGAACAACACUCAAUUGAUUUGGCAAGGAAGGCUGACAGCCACCUUCCCCUCUGGCUCUGACAAGUUCGAAUCGCUCGACUUCGAAGUGUCCAAGACCGAAGAGUUCAUCUCACGCUCUGAGCUCGCUCGUGUCGUGCAACAGAACUCGCCCCUUAUGAACAAAAGUCCCAAGAUGAGCAGAACACCGGCUAAGAAGGCCAUGCAAAAGGCACAAGGCGCUCUUCAACUCGAAGAUUUCCCUUCAGCCCCUGUCAAUGAAUAUGCCGUCACUCCCGCCGUUAUGCAAUAUCUUGAGGGCCAGGUAGCGGAAACCAUCUUCUUCAUGAAGGAUCUGAUAGAGCAUUCUCAGAAGAACGACCUUCGUCCCCAAGACGCCAUGAACCAGAUGGUUGCUCAAAUCGAGGAGCAGCAACAGCAGCAACAACAACAAAUGCAAUUCGCCCAUCCCCAAAACAUGGUGCCAAAUCCCAUGCCGCCAAAUCAUGCUCAGAUGGCUUUGCAAAGAAAUGGAAACGUCCAACCCUUGCCACAAGGUGCUGGCACGCCCACUCAGGCCCACAUGCAGUUGCCUGGCCAGACGCCCAACUUCUCCUCGCCGUCAGUCCCCCACAUGAACUUGCCGAUGCAGCACCUGAACGGGCAACAGAUGAUGGCUAUGAAUGGCUCACCUCACAUCGCCCACCCCGGCUUGCCGGGCGCCUCUUUGAUGGCCCCGAACCACAUGAUGGGACAGAUGCACCACUCUCCGAGUCCGCACAUGGGCCCACCGAUGAUGGUGCCUCAGCACUCGCAGCAAGGCAACAAUCUCAACAGUGCUCAUCAGUCCGCAUCGACGAGUCCGAACAUAAACAGCAAGCGCCGGCGGUCUCAAGUCAAGCUCGAAGGCGACGAAGGGUACGAAGGACCACCUUCACAACGCAUGAAGCCCAGCGCAACCAUGAACCUAAACCUCAAGAAGAAGUAA